Hylaeus volcanicus is the source of this 7063-nucleotide messenger RNA. RefSeq names its product nuclear pore complex protein Nup98-Nup96-like. Gene Ontology annotation, biological process: protein import into nucleus; RNA export from nucleus; post-transcriptional tethering of RNA polymerase II gene DNA at nuclear periphery. Gene Ontology annotation, molecular function: structural constituent of nuclear pore. NCBI's taxonomy places the organism in Eukaryota, Metazoa, Arthropoda, Insecta, Hymenoptera, Colletidae. The transcript has 28 exons. Bases 702 to 6626 code for a protein of 1974 amino acids. Gene Ontology annotation, cellular component: nuclear pore; nuclear pore cytoplasmic filaments. The record is from RefSeq and is a predicted model, not a curated record.
CAAAAUAAUUAAUUUUUUUUUUCUACACCUAUCUGUACUCUUCCUUCUUCAACGGGAGUGGUUAAAAAUUGUCGGUAGUCAAAGAAAAUGAGGGGAGCGUAAAAAAUGAUUCUGUUUAUUUUCACAUACGUGUAUUCUUUGUUCUCAAGCGGGAGUCAGACAUGUUCAAAACACUGCAUUAAAAAAAAAUUUUCUUGUCUUGUACAAGAAUGCAAGUACUUGCUUUUUCCAGAGACGUAUUUAAAAGUGGCUGUGUUCCUUAAUAAAAGGAGAGAGAGAUACACGUCGAAUAUUUAGACAUAUUAGCGGAAAUUCUAUUUUCAAUCUCUUCAUGUACAAAGUUUCUUUUGAUAAAUUAAUAAGAAGGUCAACAAAAAUAAUAGAGCAUCUUAAAAUUCAAACGGAAUCAUUUUUCUUUAGUAAAAUAUAGUCAAAAUGGUAUUUCAAAUAACACCCAAGGGACAGGAAGCCAUUAGGCUUGCCUGUUUAAUUGAGUUUAAGCAAAAUGUCAGAUAAUUGUGUUAAAUGCCUGGUUUCUAAUCACUUUUAAUGAAUUAUAUUGGAAACAAAACACUUUAAUAGUUGUCAUAAAAAAAGUAAAUUGAUUUAGAAAGCAUUUUUAUUUUAAAUGAGUUAUUAAAGUGAAAACCUAUUGAAAGCCACAUUUUUUGGUUGACUGUGUUUUUUACUUAUUGGAGCAUAUGUUUGGUGUAUCAAAUACAAGUUCAGGAGUCAGCGGGUCUUUCGGAACAACACCAAAGACAGAUACAAAUUCACUCUUUAAACCCUCUUUUGGAACGACUGGAUUUAAUUCGACAGCGUCGCCUUCAAGUUUCUUUGGCAAUUUCCAAAAUACAACGCCUGUUAAUAACAGUUUUAGUGGAUCUACAACAAAUUUCGGAACACCUCAGCAUUCAAGCAGUACAAAUUUAUUUGGUUCGCAGCAGCAGCAGCAGCCAUUAAAUUUAUUUGGGGCACCUCAACAAAGCAAUUCUUCCUUCUUCAACCAAACUUCAAAUAGCUCGUCUGCACCUUCAGGCCUUUUUUCAACACCUUCUCUUGCAUCAACAACCCCGAGUAAAUUAUUUACAAAUUCAGUUCAGCAGCCGUCGAAUGUUAGCCUCUUUAAUACGGGUACAUCAAACUCCAAUUUGUUUGGGACUGGAACCUUUGGGGCUUCUUCGUCUAUAACAAAUAGUAGAGUAGGGACAAAAGGUAUACAAUAUCGUGAGGAACAGGAUGCUACUGCUCAAGCUAAAAUUUGUUGUAUCACCUUUUUACCUGAAAUCAACCAACAAAAGUGCUUAGAAGAAUUGCGAUAUGAAGAUUAUAUUGCUGGAAAUCAUACAAACUUGAAUGUAUUAAAUCAAACAACAAGUCAACCACUUUUUUCAUCACAAAAUCUUUUAUCUAGUACGACCACACCUUUUAAUACCACUACUGCACCACCGUCUACUACUUCAGGAAUUCUGACGGGGCAAAGUACAGUCAACACAUCGUCGAAUUUUAAUAAUCAAUCAAAUACAUUUUUUGGAGGGUUUUCUAAGGACAAUUCGAAACCUUCUACUGGAUUAUUUGGAUCAACGUCAAACUCCAUUUUCUCUUCUUCUAAUCCAACACAAAGUGUUUUUGGAUCAAAACCUACAACAUCGCUGUUUGGAACAACGGUGCAACCGAACACAAGUUCUAAUGUGUUAACAAACACGUCACUUUUUGGAACAACGGCACCGACGUUCGGGGCACCUGUGACAUCAGCGCAGCAAGGAACGCCGUCGGGAACAAUAAAUCAAGGGACGUCAUCUUUAUUUCAAAAUGUGACACCUUUGGCACAACCUUCGUCCUCAUCAUUAUUUGGAACACCAAAUACGACUACAACCAACCUUUUCACUACAGCAGCUCCCCAAACAAGCUUGUUCGGGUCGACUAGUGUAAAAGAACCAACACAAAGUUCUACUUUAUUUGGUUCAAACACGACAGGAGUAUCAUCAGGGACAAAUUCUUUGUUUAAUACUUCGACUUCUAAAGUGACACCGUCAUUAUUUGGUACAACAAACACACAACCACAACUAGGAAAAUCGUUGUUUGAUACGUCGACAACUGCAGGCACCACGAAUCUCUUUACUAACACAUCAGCCAUACCGAAUUCAGAUAAAUUAGGAGGAACAAACCUUUUUAAGGGAUUGUCCGGCAGCUCUCAAAAUACGUUUGGGUUUACUGAUUUUUCGGGUCAAAACAAGACUCAAGCAGGUCAGGGAUUAUUCAAUGAAACAAAAACUUCUUUGUUUUCUCCACCACCAACAACAAGCCUUUUUAGUCAAGGAAAUUUAAACACAACAAAUGGUCUUGCACAGUCUACGAUUUCGUCUAACCAAAAGUCAAAUGAGAACAUGGCGUGUAAUAAUGUCUCUUCAGUGUUAUUUAAUAAUUCGGAUCCUUAUGGUAUAAAUCGUGUAACUCCUUUACUAGAAACUAGGUAUCUGACAAGAGGUCAAUUACCUAGUGUACCAAAACCCUUUUCUUUUCCUGCGUGUGGAGUGAUUUUACCGUCACAAUACAGAAGAAAUAAAUUGAAUGCAUCCACACAAUUUUGGCAACCAAUCUCUGAUAAUGCUUCCCAAUUUAAAAAGUUUUCUUCGACACCUCAACGAUUCACAUCUUCUGCUGGGAGAUAUACAAAUUUUAUGUCUCCCCUUUUAUUAAAUAAUAAAAGAGAAUGGGAUAGUUUUAACGAUAAAAAUGACACAAAUUUUAUCAAAUCAGGUUGUAGGCAAGAUGCUUCACUUUUGAAUUCAUCAGGAAAGUUAGUACAAUCCAAUAAAUGUUUAUCACGAUGUAACUCUGUUUUUCGUUUUCCGUUAUCUCAAUACACCACUUCGUUAUCGCCUUCUCAAUUAACAUCGUGCCAAAAUGUAACGUAUCGUGAUGAUGCCUUUACAGAAGCAAGACCAUCAGCGUCCACACAAUGCUUCGAAAAACAAGAGAAAAUGCAUCAAAGACUUCAUAGAACUGUGUUUCAGGAACCUGGUGUCUCCACACCAUUUAAAAAAAAUCUACCGUCUCAAAAUGAAGGUUGCAUUGAAGGCACAGCGUUUUCACUAUCUGAGCAUUAUGAUGCUUGUCAACAAAAAUCGGAUUCUUUACAAAACAAUCCUAGCAUAACAAGACGAACAGGCCGCAUAACCAAUCUUUUGGGAGAAAAAACAUUUAAAAAACACUACAAUAGAAAUUCUUUUUUAAAAUGUACUCGUGAAGGGUAUUCCACACGUCCAUCACUAGAAACAUUACAAUCAUAUAGUGACACUCGCUUAGCAGCUGUGGAAGAUUUCACUAUUUGUCAUGAAAUGUAUGGUGAAAUUACAUGGCCAGGUUUAACAGACAUUCGAGGAAUCUCUAUUGACGACGAUGUUAUUAUUGAAGAUCGAGCUGUUGAGGUUUAUCCUUUUAAGGAGGAGCCACCUGUUCCUAUAGGUGAAGGAUUGAAUAAGCCAGCUCUCGUUACAUUAUACAAUUGCGGGCCCAAAACGCCACAGGAAAAUUUAACAUCUGACCAACUUGCUCACCAAUACCAAGAACAUGUUGAAAAAAUUCGUUGGUUUACAAAAAAAAUGCAAGCUCAAUUUAUUGCAUUAACACCUGAUUACGUUUGGAAAUUCCGCGUAGAGCAUUUUAGUCGGUAUGGAUUAUUUGAUGAGGAAGUGGAAGAGGAAAAAGAAGACAAAGAGCAAGAAGAACAAACAACUAUCUUCCCAGCAUUGCUGCAAGAAAGCACGCUAAAGGACUCGUCCCAGUCGCCUUUACUUUUUACACCACAAAAAAGUUUGUCUUCUUGUGAUAAAAAAGAAACAUUUUCUGAACAUCUUAAUAAUUUUUCAAAUAUGUUGGAUUUAAACAAAACCAAUUUUUGUACUAAAACUCUACAAGUUGAAGCUUUCUUCGUAGACAAUUUCGUGCUCUCAACUUCCCCAAACAUCAUUUUUUUCGUCCCGCAACAAAUUAGUAUCACAAAGGAUUUCCAUUCCGUUGAUGACUCUCUUUUCUGUUUAUCCAAUACUCGUUAUGAUUUUUCUUCUCUUUUUUCCACUGAAACAUAUUCUUUCGAAACUUUAUACUUUUACUAUGUGGACUCUUUGUUAGUUUUAACUUUUCAAUUAUUAUUUGACAAAAAUUAUCAGCUUGACAAAAUUUUCGCAUUACAAGUGCAGUUAAUUGAACAAUUUAUUAGAGCAAUCGAACAUCGACAUGUUCCCUCUAAUAUCAGAAGAUUUUUAGUUUAUAGUUUAGAAACUUGGCAAUUAGUUUACCUUUUAUUCGGCGAUCUAAAUCAUAAUGAUAAAAGAGCGAGUAUGCAACAACGCAAAGAAUCGUCACCGACCGCCUCUUCGCCAGAAAUGGAGGUUUUUCCUGAAGAAACGAAUGAUUCUGAUUUUUAUAGAGAAUUAUAUAAACAUCGUAUCACUCUUCUUUCUGAAUGGUUUUCUUCUGUCAAUACUCCUAAAGUUGAUAAAGCCGUAGCUAAUUUACCUGUUUUUUCUUCGCAUGAAAUCAAUUUGAAAACCGGUCUAUUAAAAGAAGCGGAAUGCCGAUUACAAAAAACACUUUAUUAUAUGAUGUCAAAUAACAUCAAACAAGCGACGACUGAAUUAAUGGGAAAUCGUGCAAAAGAACAAAUCCCAUUUUUUCGUUUAGCGUUGUGUUUAACAGGAUCCGGCUCCCCUUCAUUGUUUGGCGUGCCAUCGAAUCGUGAACCUUUAUUUCAACAACUGAUUGAAUGGCAAAAAAGGCAAAUAUAUGAAACAAUACCUUUACCUGUACUUCGAAUUCAUCACGUUUUAGCUGGAUGCAUUGACCGCUUAAUAGCGAAAGAAGCACUUGAUUGGAAAACAUUAUUUGCGUUACUUCUGUGGUAUCCUUCAAUUGAUGCAUCCCUAUAUUUAAAAAAUUACGACGUACAAAAUGACGCUUCUUCAACUUUAUAUUCGACUAAUACAAUCAAAUCUACAAGUACCUUUGAGGAAGGCACUGUUCUAAAGACUACCGUUUUACAACGUGCUUUCCAUACUUUCACACAUUCUUUAUUGAAUUUACCAAAUCAAAAUACAACACCCGCACCUCUCCCAGAGUAUUUGGGACUUCACCGACGCAAUGUAUGCGACAGUGACCCUAUUGAUUUACAAUAUCAACUUUUAAGAUUCUUUUGUUAUAAUGAAAUCAAUUAUACUAAAUUGUUUCAUCUAUCUUCCGUUUGUGGUGAUGCAAGAGGAAUCAUUUUAUUGUGGCCGUUGUUUCAAACGCUUAAAUUUUUCAGUGCAAAAACAGGAUCCGAACCUUCGGCUCAGCUUUACUAUUAUUUGGAUACACUUUUGUAUCAGUAUUUACAAUCGUUGAAAUUAUACAAAUGGUGUGUGUUACUUAUUUUCAGUCAAGUAUCACGUAAAAUUAUUUCAAAAAAGAAAGCGUUACAAAAUAUUUUAACCUUAUUAUACUAUGGUGUCCCUAUUUUGUUUCAAGAAACACCAAACCUAAGUGACACAAAUUGCUACACGAAUUUUUUAAAUUUUCUGCAACACCCAGAUAUUUGUAUUCCAUUUCAUUUCCUUCUUUAUGUCUCGUUAGCUAAAUUACCUUUUGCUAAAAAAGGAAUCGAGAGCUCUAAUCUUUGGUUAAAUUGUGCUCUAGCAUCUCUCCAAGUGCCUUGUGAAACCAAAUCUUCAGAUGAAGAAACUACAGUAUCUUUUUUUGAAACACUAUUUCAUCAUCGCAUUCCAACGGAUGUCUGUCCUUCACCAACAUCACUGUUUUGUCAUGGAUUAGUUGAUCUUCUAUUAGCUAAAACGUUUUAUUCAACUAUAGAAAAAUUGUGCGUCAUCAUUCAAGGUCACUCUGUUUUUACUUGGAAUUUCUUGUUUUUACAAAAAGCAUCACAAAAUAAUUUUUAUGUAAAUCAGAAACGACUCAUAUUUUCAAAAAUUUUGAAAAAGGUUGAAGUUCUAUUUAAUCAAGCGACUUGUUAUCCAAACACGAUCUCUUUUUGUAAUCAAGAACUGAACAUACGAACACUUCAUGAAUUCUGUCAGCUUAUUUUAUCCAAGUUUUCUCUUUUUCUUUUACAAACAGAAUGGGAAAAAUGUGUUUUAAUGCCUUUAUGUACUUUUGUGACAUGGAUUGUGGAUGUUUUAAUAUUCUUUUCACAUAAAGAUUUUUCAGAUGACUCCAAAGUCUCCUCAUCGACUAAGAAAAAAACGAACAAUUCUUCUUCGUCUCUUUAUUUUGAUGAUUCCAUGUCUCGUUUCUGUGAUGUUGCGCAACAUAUGCACGACAUUGCAGGAAACCUUUUAAAAUUUUCUGGUUCUUCAUCGGACGCUUUAAUCUCUUUUUCAGAAUCGAACCAGCCUUUACUUUUCAUACCACCAUCUCAACAAAAACACUCUCGUUUACCUUAUAUUUUAACUUCCUUGAAUCGUUAUUCUACUCAAGCUUUUCAAUUACUUGAAGCAGUUUAUACGUGCCUUAACACAAUACUUAAGGGAAGAAGUAAAAGUUUAUCACUGAAAGGUGAUGCAUUGGAUUUAAUGAAUAAUCCACAAGAUUUAUCCGAUUAUGGCUACGGUGUCUUGUUAGCUUGUUAAAAAAAGUUAUUUAAAUUCAAUGCUUACUUCUUACUAAAAUAUCAACCAUACGUUUUUAUUGUAUCUUGUUUUUGUUAAAAAUUUCCGCUAAGUUUUCGCAGUACUCAUUCACAACAUGUUUCUUCUUUACUCCUCUUUUUUCUCAAUCCAUUUUUUUUAAAAAUACAUAUUUUAGAAUGUCUUUUCUUGUUAGUGAAAUAGCAUACAAUGUCAGAAAUUAUGUAAGACUAAAAUAUCUAGUUGCAAAUGGCAAGUUACUACAACAUGUCUGGGUUGUCAUGGGCAAUCUGGAGGUAGAACGAGAACCAUACAUGCCUUUUUGACAUUCCAAGACCUUUCAAGCAACGAAAACAUUUUUUCGUUCACUGUUUAGAACAUAUACAUUUUCAUUGUCAUAAUAUUAUUUUUAAAGCGAAUAAUUUAUAUGACACAUUAAA